GACUGCUCCUCCUCACAUCCUUCCUCCUGCACGUGGAAGAGGGCUGUGCCAGCCCAACGCGGCUGGUCUGCGACAACAGACUCAUCCAGAAGUACAUCGGGGAGGCCAAGGACAUGGAGAAGAGACAGGGCCAGUGCCAGGCACUGCUCGCGCUCAGCUGCCCCGCAGUGCUGCCCUUGGUGGACUUCAGCCUCCAGCAGUGGAAAUCCAAAUCGAACGAGACCAAGCGGCAGGAGAUCCUGUGCGACCUGGCACUGCUGCUGGGUGCUGUGGUGGGGGCCCAGGGCCAGGUGACCGAGGAGUGCGGGGCCAGGCAGCUAAGCCAGCUUUACCAACAUGCCAACUCCUUCCUCCUGCUCCUGCAGACCUUCAGCUGGGAGGCAGGACCCUGGGAGCCAGGCUGCUCCCCACGCUCCAUGGAGCAGCCCCACAUCACCAGCAUCUUCCUCACCUACCGGCAGCUGGUGCAGGGCAAGCUGCGCUUCUUCUUCCACGACCUGGCCAAGGACUUGUGCAAGUAA
Molecule: messenger RNA, 521 nt
Organism: Pterocles gutturalis (yellow-throated sandgrouse)
Lineage: Eukaryota; Metazoa; Chordata; Aves; Pterocliformes; Pteroclidae
Product: thrombopoietin-like
Exons: 4
Biological process (GO): positive regulation of hematopoietic stem cell proliferation; thrombopoietin-mediated signaling pathway; cell population proliferation
Cellular component (GO): extracellular region
Molecular function (GO): hormone activity; cytokine activity
Source: RefSeq, a predicted model, not a curated record